Acytostelium subglobosum LB1 is the source of this 1272-nucleotide messenger RNA. RefSeq lists its product as hypothetical. Bases 1 to 1272 code for a protein of 423 amino acids. The transcript has a single exon. NCBI's taxonomy places the organism in Eukaryota, Evosea, Eumycetozoa, Acytosteliales, Acytosteliaceae. The record is from RefSeq and is a predicted model, not a curated record.
AUGACUAUAUCAGGCAAUAAUAAGAUCAAUCUAUUUGGACUCAAUGUUACAAUCAAUGGUGAUGUUGGUGGUAAUGGUGUAGUCAUUGACUCUGGCAUAUCUGGACCAUUGGACUUUAUUCAACUUCAAAAAGUUAGUGGAAAUGGUAUAGUUCCAGUUCCAACAACACAAACACUUAUCACAUUGAACAAUAUUACAAUGAUCAAUGUACAAGUGACAUCAGUUGACAUUGAGUACGUGACACUGGUACUCAACAAUGUCAGUAUCAACAGUAAUGAUAGUGUUGGAUCAAGAUCUUUCACUCCAAUCACCAUCACUCCACCACAAUACACAACAUCACCAUCAACAUCAAGACUGACAAUAAAUGGAGGAGUCAUAUCAAAUGUGCCAAGCUCAGAUAAUGUAUCGGUGAUCUUCACAUCACAGUGUGAUCUGAUCAUUAAUGGAACACAGUUUAUCAAUAAUACUGGAUAUAGUAUGAUCAGUGUGCAUAAUGGUACUCUAUCAAUCAGUGAUUCAACAAUGUUCAACAACACAUUCAUCAACAAUCUGAUCGAUAUCGGUUAUUCACGAGUAUCAUCAACAAUCAACAAUUGUACAUUCACUGAUAACACUUUGACCAACUCUGUGAUGGAGCAACAUGAAGGAUGGCUGACCAUCACCAGCUCACUAAUGAGUGGAAAUAGUGACCUGCACAAUGUGAUCGAGUUAAAUGAUGGAGUUGUAAUGAUACAAAACACAACGAUCAGUGAUAACUUUAUAAUGAGUAAUGGAUCAUCGAUCAAUGGCAAUGGCAUCACACUCAAUAUGAUCAACUGUAGUUUGACCGACAAUCAGUACCAGGUCGCAUCCAUACCACUUUGGUUCAAUGGAUCAUAUGUAACGAUCACUGAUGUAGUGUUUAGUACACCGGUUGACACUGGCAACAUCAGCAUCAUAGAUUGCCAUAGUGGAAACAUCACAUUCAACAAUAUAACCAACAACUAUAUUGGACAUCAAUUGAUCAAUUGUGAGAUUUUGGAUUUGUGUAAGAUAUACUAUGGUAAUGAUGACCAUGAUCAAUCAGAAACACUUUGUCCAGUGGCACCACCUUGGAGAGGUGGAGGCGGAGGUCGUGGACUUGGUGGUGGAGCAAUUGCAGGAAUUGUAAUUGGAUCUAUUGUUGGAGCCUCAAUCAUCAUAUUUGCUGUAGCAAUGAUAUUUAAGAAGUACUACAUAACGAGGAAGGACAUUGACAUGCGAUACAUGGAGCACAAAGAUAAUUUAUAUUAA